Messenger RNA from Sorghum bicolor (sorghum), 1266 nucleotides. RefSeq names its product F-box protein SKIP1. The transcript has 2 exons. The coding region runs from base 101 to 1051 and encodes 316 amino acids. The record is from RefSeq and is a predicted model, not a curated record. Lineage: Eukaryota; Viridiplantae; Streptophyta; Magnoliopsida; Poales; Poaceae. Gene Ontology annotation, molecular function: protein binding.
ACAGUUCAGGUCUCGGUUCAUUCCACUCGGCCCUCGGUCGUUGCGAGACCGAAAACAAGGGGACCAAAAACAGAGAAAAAUCGAGAGAACCCUAGCUAGCAUGGCGACCGGCGACGAGGCGGAGACGGCGGCGCCGGCAUCGGAGGAGGCGAGGGACUGGUCCGACAUGACGCCGGUGUGCCUCGCCGAAGCGUUCUCGCGGCUGGCGCUGGAGGACCUGUGGCGCGGCGCCAUGGCGUGCUGCCGCUCCUGGCGGGACGCCGCCCGCUCACGCCCGGGGCUCUUCGCUGUGCUCAACCUCGAGCCCGGGUUUGCUGAGUCCACACCCGGGGCCGAGGCGGCAGCGUGGUGGACGCCCGCCUUCCAGCGCCGCGCCGACGCGAUGCUACGCUCCGCCGCCACGCUCGCCGCGGGGGAGCUGUGUGAGAUCCGUGUCCGCCACUGCUCCGACGACGCGCUCGAAUUCGCCGCUGAGAGGUCUCUAAAACUUAGUAUCCUUUCCAUCAAAACUAGCCCGGCAAUAACUGAUCGAUCAAUGCUCACUGUCGGAGCGUGCUGCCCCAUGCUUACAGAAUUGGACAUCAGCAACUGCUAUGACGUUUCAUACAAGUCACUGGAGGUGAUUGGCCAGAGCUGCCAGAACCUCAGGGUCCUCAAGCGCAACAUAUUCAACUGGAUUGAUCCAUCAGAGCAUGUUGGAAUAGUUCCUGAGGACUACUUAAGAGAAUGCCCCGAAGAUGGUGACAGGGAAGCCAUUACAAUAUCCAAGUUCAUGCCAAAGCUGAAACAUCUUGAACUGAGGUUCUCAAAGUUGACCGCCGUCGGCCUCAACUCUAUCCCUGAAGGAUGCAAGGAUCUGGAGGUUCUGGACCUGUUUGGCUGCGCAAAUCUUACAAGCCGUGGAAUAGAUCAGGCUGCUGCUAAUCUGAAGAAUCUCGUGACGCUAGUGAAGCCCAACUUCUACAUACCUCGUUCCUCCUUCCACAUGGGGAGGUACGGCCACUGGCAGUUAUAUGACGAGAGAUUCCAGACAAAUGUAUUUCAGAUAUGAUUAUAGUCUAUUCGAGAUAUGAUUAUAGUUUCAGGCUACAGGAGGUCCCUUUGACCUAUAUGAUUAAGAUUGUGUGUAUGUGGGCGCAGAUAAUAGCAAUAAUGUGUGGUUUGAAUUGUUUCUCUGGAUAACAUUUUGUACAGAUGGUUAUGCUCCAGUUAUUUGAAUGUAACUUAUUGCCUAUAUAGGCUUGCAAGACAUGUUUUGGCAUUCUA